AGCGAAGUUUGAGGAAUCCGCCCAUUGUUGUGAUGUGCAUUUCGCGGUAUACGGUCUUGUGAAGGGCAUAGGUCAGUGAAGUGAUUUUUAGAUUUUUGGACCUGCUAAGAUGAGCAUGAAACGUGAAUGUUUUCCAAUUUGAAAUAAUAGACGUUCAUUUUGUCCGAUAGACUAGGUCCAUAAAGCUUCUUUUGGCACCAUGUAGUUUCAGUAACGCCUGCACCGAUUUUGUUGGAGUUCGGAAAAUGAUAUUAUUUAAUAUUAUCUUUAAUCGGGUACUACAAGGGAUUAUCACGUAACCUUUAUGAUUCCAUGUAAUUAGUUCUCGUGAUUUCAAGCCGUAAUGCGAUUGGUUAGAGGUAGUUCAGAAUGAUUCUUAAUCUAUUAUAAAGAGUUUUCCAAUAAAAAUGGGUUGAAAUUGAAUAAAACAAAACGGGGUAAGAGGUAUCACCAGUUUUUUAUUCGAUGUAAUCAUGCAUGACAUUUUGUUUUAACCAAGUGCAAAGGUCCUACGAGCCAUUUUAAUAAAAUAUCACAUCGUUGAAAUGUUCGACGCUUCUUCACACAUUGGCACACGGACCGGUAGGAAUAUUACGUGAAAAACACAUAAUAUCAAAAAACUUGUUGACUAGAUAGCUGGUAGUGUGCAAAUAGUUCAUUCCGCGCCUGCUACAAGUGAGCAUGAAGUGAAUGACAGAUAGUUCCUAGUUGAGAACUAGAAAAAGCUACAUAAUGUCAUAAAGAACCUACAUAAUUUAAAGGGUGAAAUUACAAGGUCUUCUCUGUGUGAAACAUAGAGCAGUUCUGCUGAUAUCAUAUUAGACGUUAAUAUCGUUCAAAUUUGGGUAAAAAACUGUUUAUCGUUGGCCUGUUUUCGAAAAAUUACGGAACAAUAUUAAAAAAAUGGUGUCAAGUUAGAUUGACUGGUACUUUCAAAAUGUUGUUUGACUGCCAUUUUAUUCACGCCGCGUGAAAAAAUAGCCUUAGCAUAUUUCUAAUAUCAUCAGAAACUUCGGAAUCGUCAAAGAAUAUUUUUUUACUUUUUUUUUUAAAUUGACAGUCUUCAACAUAUCAUUACGCUCAACAUUUUAACAGAGAGUUGCAGAACAUUUAAAAACGAAGUUCGGGAGCGAUCGUAAGUUUUUAGUUUUUGCUCAUAACUUCGUCGUCACUCCGGUUUUAAAAUAAAACAUCGACUAUGAUACCACAUCAAAUCUUUUUCCAAAUUUCAACAAAAUCAGUGCAGAUGUUUGCGCGGUUAGAAAAUGCCAAUACACGGACAAACCAACGAAAAUAAGAGAUAUGGAUUCUCGUAAUGAUUUAAGAAAUAAAAAAAAUUAACUAUAAUUCGAAAAUUCCGCGACUGAAAUACUCGCUCAGUUAUCGGCGGGAAGUAAAAUGAACAUAUCCUUCAAGUAGUUGAUCUUAUCUCAGACCGUAUUUAAAAACUGGCUGACGCUUUGCACAUACAGGUAUGACUAAAGCAAACAUCUAAGUAAUUCCGCUUCAACCACAUGUCUAUCACUUGAUAAACUUUUAUCUAAACACUUUGUCGUUCAGGCACAUUUAGUUUUGCGUGGAACGUGUAGCAGUUGCCGCGAUACGUUAGCGCGAUUUUUUCCUAAAAAAUACUUUGGCAAAUGAACUGGCAAUCGAACUGAGCGCAACACAUCUAGAAAUACAUGAGAUUUGGUUGUUGUUGUUUAUCGUUAAACUGCACACAUCGUGGGUCUUUAAAAUAUCGAAACAACGGAGGAAGAAAGCAUGGAGAAUGUGCCGCUACUAAGGAGAAGGGUUGGUUUUUUGCUUAGUGAUGUGUCACUUUUUAUACUAAAUGUAGUGUGUUUUAGAGUUCGUCUGUGAAAAAAGAGUUUACUGAGAAGGAGCUGGAGGAACUGAAAACAGCGUUCCAGUUAUUGGACAGGAACCGAGAUGGCAGGGUGACACCAGGAGAACUGAAAAUUAUGUUGAAUAACUUAGGCAUCGAAAUUAAAGAAGAAAAAGUAGAGGAGAUAAUCAGAGCUAUGAGUCAUUCAGGUAGCGAGCUAAUAGACGAAAACGACUUCCUAACCUUCAUAAAACAAAUGCAACUGGUUGUGCCCGAGGUCGAAGAUGACGUGACCAGGGACCUAGGGGCCGCCUUCCAAGUAUUUGACCUCGAUGGAGACGGCUACAUCACCAGGGAGGAGCUGAGAACUGCCAUGGAGAUGAUCGGAGAGUCUGUUACAGAGAGUCAGCUCACCAAUCUCAUUCGCACUGCAGAUUUGGAUAACGACAAUAGGAUCAGCUAUGAAGAGUUCGUGAAAUUGCUGUCAUCGUAAGAGUCAAACCAGUAGAGUAUUUUAGCAACAAUAUGCACAUGAGGCUGUGAUUUGAGGUUACUAAUAAUCUUUAUUUUUAAGGUAUUCAGGAACGUGGAGAUGUAGAUAUAUUUACCGCACGUAUAGAUAUGAAUUAAUAUCCAGUUCCUACUGAGAGUAUAUUUAUUUAUAAAAUCUAUUAAAAUAAAUGUUGUACAUUCAACUAAG
Acanthoscelides obtectus is the source of this 2528-nucleotide messenger RNA. The record is from the annotation of a GenBank genome assembly. NCBI's taxonomy places the organism in Eukaryota, Metazoa, Arthropoda, Insecta, Coleoptera, Chrysomelidae.